GGGGGGCGCCGGGGCCGCCCGGGGCGGCGCUCGGGGCCGCUGUACAAAUAGGGCGGCUGCGGGUGGCCCGGGCAGACAUGCGGGUCCCGCUCCGCUCCGUGCCCGCGCUGGCGCUCUGCGCCCUCGCCCUGCUCCGCCUGGGCUGCGCUCCGACCCGGGCACUCACCUGGGCACCGACCGGAGCGUCCCCCCGGGAGCUCACCUGGGCACCGGCCCGCGCCCCGCAGCGCUGUCCCCCGCUGAUGCUGCAGCUGCUCCGCGCCCCUCCCGCCCCGCUCCGCGCCGCCGCCGCCGCCGCUCUCAGCCUCUCCCCACACGGCUCCCUGCAGAACGGCUCCCGCUGGGCGCUCUCCUUCGACAUGUCCUCGCUGUCCAGCAGCCAGGAGGUGAGUCUGGCUCAGCUCCGUGUCCGCCUGCCCGGCCUCUCCCGAGCCCGCAACGUCUCCCUGGACAUCUACCACAGCCAGCGGCGCAGGUGCCGGGCACACGGAGCCUGCGCCCACCAGCUCUUCCUGGGCACCGUGGCUGGCAUUCCCUCUGCCACCCAGGCUUCCUGGAAAGUCUUCGAGGUCACCAACCUGCUGCGGGCCUGGCUGCACCAAGCUGCUCUCGCUGGGCACCAGAGCCCCGCGGGAAGGGGGCAGUGGGAGGUGAGCGCUGCCACCGCCGCGCCGGGAGACAGCGGCCACGGGGACCCAGCCCUGCCCCAGGACGUGGCGGACAGCGUCCUGCUGCUCGUCUUCUCCAAGGACAAGUCUCCAGGAGAGCACAGCCUGAUCAGGACGGCGGAGACCUCCAAGUACAUCAUGCGCGACAGCGGCUCGCCGGGCGCGGGGGCGCGGCGGCAGCGCAGGAACAGGAGGGAGAGGCAGAGGAUCAAAGCCGCGGCCUCCCCGCGGGAGCAGGGCCGGUCUCUGUGCCGCAGGGUGGACAUGGUGGUGGAUUUCGAGCAGACGGGCUGGGGCAGCUGGAUCGUCUACCCCAAGAAGUACAACGCCUACCGCUGCGAGGGGCUGUGCCCCUCGCCCGUGGAUGAGACCUUCAAGCCCACCAACCACGCCUACAUCCAGAGUUUGCUGCAGCUCUACAAGCCCAACCAGGUGCCGUGUCCUGCCUGCUCCCCAGUUAAGAUGAGCCCCCUCUCCAUGCUCUACUACGAGAAGGGCGAGGUCGUCGUUCGCCACCACGAGGACAUGAUCAUCGAGGAGUGUGGCUGCAACUGA
Molecule: messenger RNA, 1223 nt
Organism: Onychostruthus taczanowskii (white-rumped snowfinch)
Lineage: Eukaryota; Metazoa; Chordata; Aves; Passeriformes; Passeridae
Gene: NODAL
Product: nodal growth differentiation factor
Exons: 3
Coding region: 78-1223 (381 amino acids)
Biological process (GO): SMAD protein signal transduction; BMP signaling pathway
Cellular component (GO): extracellular region
Molecular function (GO): cytokine activity; growth factor activity; type I activin receptor binding
Source: RefSeq, a predicted model, not a curated record